This is a messenger RNA of Varanus komodoensis (Komodo dragon), 1511 nucleotides long. RefSeq names its product titin-cap (gene TCAP). Gene Ontology annotation, cellular component: Z disc. The record is from RefSeq and is a predicted model, not a curated record. NCBI's taxonomy places the organism in Eukaryota, Metazoa, Chordata, Lepidosauria, Squamata, Varanidae. The transcript has 2 exons. Gene Ontology annotation, biological process: sarcomerogenesis; skeletal muscle myosin thick filament assembly; cardiac muscle contraction. Bases 59 to 604 code for a protein of 181 amino acids. Gene Ontology annotation, molecular function: titin binding; structural constituent of muscle; titin Z domain binding.
AGACAGAGCUGAGACUUCAAGAGCUCAUCCUCUUCCAAGCAGAAACCCAGACGCAACCAUGCACGGCAAGAGCGUGAUCCUCCGCAGCUCCGGGACUCUGUCCGCAGCUGAACUGGGUUGCCAAGUGUAUGAGAAAGACACAGUGCGGAAGGAAUCGUUCACCGCUGACUGGAAAGACCUGUCACUCACCACUCGGCCCGAAGAAGCCUGGUCACUGUCUGAGGUGGACAAGCAGCGCCGAGAGACCUACCACCAGCAGCAGGAGGCCCGGGUCAUCGUGCAGCGGUCACCAUGGGGCAUCCUCCGCCUGGGUCUGCUGGGCGAGCCCCUGGUCUCCUACCACCUGCCGUACGAGCGGGCCUUGCCCUUGCCCAUCUUCACUCCAGCCAAGCUGGCCACCAAGGCUGAGCGGGAGCUCACGCCAACUCCCUCCGAGUCAGUGGAGUCGCUCCCACCCGCAGGCGUGUGUCCCGACAAGACACCUCUGGAGGAGAUCACCAAGGAGCUGCCCCUGGUCGUCCAGCCCAGCUGCCCCGACUUCAAGAAAGCUGGCCUGCCCCGCUCGUUGUCCCGCUCCCUGUCCCAGGAGGCCCAGAGGGGCUGAGGCCGGGGGACCGUCCCCAAGCAACGACUUUCCUUGUGGGAGCGGCCUUGGAUGCCUUGGGCCUGCGCAUCUGUUGCUGCAUGAGGACUCUCUAGAGGGGCCCAAACACGUAGAAAAGACUUGGUAGGAUCGAACCCAUCUUGAGUAACCCGUUGUGGGGGAGGGAGCAAAGACUGUGACUGUAUCCAUGUGUGCAUAUAGAUAGCUAGUUGCGGGGGUCUUGCGCACGCUCCACCGUGCUUCCCCCUGCACUGUGAUUUUUAAAAGGCUGUCUCCCUUGGGGAGGAGGGAGAGCUCAGUGGACGGAAGGAGAAACAGGCAGGAGCGGCAUGCUGAAGCCCUAAAAUUGCAGCAUGUGGAAGGACUUUGAAGAAGAGCUGGCUAAGACUCACGAAGCUGGUGUGGGGCUCCUCCUGAGUUCUAGCUUUGGAAAAGGAAGUUUAGCAGCAAGUGAGAGUAUCUGAAUGGAGCUGAGGGCGGCCUUCAUUCUGCCACGGCAAGGGACUACAAGGAGUGUCAGGAUGAUGGAGUCGGGUCUAGCGCUGACUUCACGGUCCUGCUCCCCCAACCGCAUUCCUCGGCUCUGUGACUUGGGGUAUUAUGGGACUCCCAGUCAUGGGAGAGGGUCCCAGUGGAUGAGCAUGUGCUGUGUAAAAUGGGGACAUUUUACUGCACUUGGAGAAAGGGAUGAUGUCAGGUUGAGUUAAAGGGCUCAGAGAAAUGGGAAGGAAGAACUUUCAGCCUGAGUAGAACAGGCACAAGAGGCAGGUGUAGGUUACAUCCCAUCCCUCACAUGGGUGACAACAUAGACAGGUAACUGAGAAGAUUGCAAAAUUCCAUUGUGAAUAUAGACCCCAACUCAUUUUCUCUGUUUUAUUUUAAUGAAAAUAAAAAAAGAUUUCCCAAA